AUGUUCCGCCAUACCAGAGGCCAUCGCGGCCUCAUCCCUGCAGUGACAAAACGACUAAAGACUACUACAACAACACAGGGACCAGAGAGACAACCACUCCAAUCUAUCUUAAUCGCCAACAGAGGAGAAAUUGCUCUUCGAGUUGGAAAGACAGCUGCACAAUAUGGCAUCAGGACGACAACUCUCUAUACCGACCCAGAUGCACAUAGUCAACAUGCCUUGAGCUCUCCCUUUGCUGUCAAUCUCAGUGACCCUAGUCAAUAUCUCAAUGGCGACCGAAUCAUCCAGACCGCUCGCGAUCACGGAUGUCAAGCUAUCCAUCCUGGUUACGGUUUCCUCAGUGAAAACGCAGCCUUUGCUAAAAAGUGUACUGAAGCAGGACUCAAAUUCAUCGGACCUCCAUGGAAAGCUAUCGAGGCAAUGGGCGACAAAAGCCGUUCCAAGGAUAUCAUGACUUCGGCUGGCGUUCCUUGUAUUCCGGGCUACCAUGGCACAAAUCAAGACCCUAACUUCCUUAAAGACCAAGCAGCACAAAUCGGAUAUCCUGUCUUGCUGAAAGCUGUCAAAGGUGGAGGUGGUAAGGGUAUGCGUAUUUCUAGAUCUCCUGAUGACUUCUUGGAUCAACUCGCCUCUGCAAAAUCUGAAGCCAUGAGUUCCUUCAGUGACGAUGUCAUGCUGGUUGAGAAAUACAUCACCACACCACGCCAUAUCGAGGUCCAAGUCUUUGCAGACAAGCAUGGAAACUGUGUUGCCCUAGGCGAGAGAGAUUGCAGUAUCCAGAGAAGACAUCAAAAGAUUCUUGAAGAGUCACCAGCACCACAUCUAGACGAAGCGUUACGACAAGACCUCUGGGACAAGGCUCGAUCUGCUGCUCUUGCUGUAGCUUACGAAGGCGCUGGCACUGUUGAGUUCAUCUUCGAUAACGUUACAGGUGAAUUCUUCUUCAUGGAGAUGAACACUCGUCUACAAGUCGAGCAUCCAGUCACGGAGAUGGUAACUGGUGAAGAUCUUGUGCAUUGGCAGAUUAUUGUCGCAGAAGGAGGCAAGUUGCCUCUCACUCAAGAAGAAGUACACGAAAGAAUCAAGACUCGUGGUCACGCAAUCGAAGCCCGCAUCUAUGCCGAGAACCCUGACAUGAACUUCGUGCCGGACUCUGGCAAGCUGCUUCAUCUAAGAACGCCAGAAAUCACCGAAACCGUGCGGAUUGAUGCAGGAUUCGCUGUCGGAGAUGAAGUCACUUCACAUUAUGACCCAAUGAUCGCGAAACUGAUCAUCCAGGGUCCAGAUAGGCACGCAGCACUGCAGAAGAUGAAGACAGCCCUCGAAGAGUAUGAGAUUGCGGGACCAAUCACCAACAUCGAAUUCGUCAAGCGUAUGUGCGUCAGCCCAAAAUUCGUUGCCGGCGAAGUCGAGACCGGCUACAUUGAGAAGAACAAAGAGGAGUUGUUCCGCAGAGUCGAAAUUCUACAUGAAACCUGGACGCAAGCAGCCAUUGGAUUGUACAUUGGCGAGCAAGGGCUAAGCGGCAAUGACUCCAUCUUAUCUUCUCAGACCAUCGGCUUCAACACUGGACUAUCCGGCCCAAGAACUUUCGACCUGGUGGAAAUUCCAGCAGACGGCAACAGUAGUAGCGCAUCGUCUAUUACUGCGCACGUACAGCACAUAGGCCCGCACACUUUCUCCGUCUCAGUGGGAGACCAACAAGCCAUCCAAGUGACCAGCAAACUCGACCCCACCACCAACAUCCUUCAAUCCUUCUACCCCCACACCAGACUCGAAACAAGACUAAUCCGCGACCCUGACACCAACACUCUAAUCCUCUUCCAACAAGGCCGUCAAUACCGCCUUCAGCUUUCAGUACCCAAAUGGGCAGAAAAGGCCCUUGGACUCAAAGACGUUGCAAACAGCGUUUUGGCACCUAUGCCUUGCAAAGUGCUGCGUGUGGAGGUAGAAGAAGGUGCAUCUGUUAUGAAGAAUCAAGCUCUGGUCGUUAUUGAGAGUAUGAAGAUGGAGACGGUUAUUAGAGCUCCUCACGAUGGUGUUAUUGCCAAGGUUGUGCAUAAGGCCGGCGAUUUGUGUAAGGCUGGUACUGCUUUGGUGGAGUUUGCUGGGGAAGAGGGAGAUAAGGCGGCAUAA
Molecule: messenger RNA, 2136 nt
Organism: Aureobasidium melanogenum CBS 110374
Lineage: Eukaryota; Fungi; Ascomycota; Dothideomycetes; Dothideales; Saccotheciaceae
Exons: 2
Coding region: 1-2136 (711 amino acids)
Cellular component (GO): mitochondrion
Molecular function (GO): metal ion binding; ATP binding; methylcrotonoyl-CoA carboxylase activity
Source: RefSeq, a predicted model, not a curated record